This is a messenger RNA of Sapajus apella (tufted capuchin), 3432 nucleotides long. RefSeq names its product methylenetetrahydrofolate dehydrogenase (NADP+ dependent) 2, methenyltetrahydrofolate cyclohydrolase (gene MTHFD2). NCBI's taxonomy places the organism in Eukaryota, Metazoa, Chordata, Mammalia, Primates, Cebidae. Gene Ontology annotation, cellular component: mitochondrion. Bases 92 to 1144 code for a protein of 350 amino acids. The transcript has 8 exons. Gene Ontology annotation, molecular function: methylenetetrahydrofolate dehydrogenase (NAD+) activity; methenyltetrahydrofolate cyclohydrolase activity; methylenetetrahydrofolate dehydrogenase (NADP+) activity. Gene Ontology annotation, biological process: tetrahydrofolate interconversion. The record is from RefSeq and is a predicted model, not a curated record.
GCGGAGGGAGGCAGAGCCUGCCACGAGGCCGCGGUAUAAAUGCACGGCCCGCGCGCGCGCUUCGCUCCCGGCACAGUCACUGGCGUGGGCUAUGCCUGCGCCUUCGCUCAUGUCCGCGUUGGCUUUCCGACUGCUGCAGUCUGCGCAGAGAUGCUCCCUCCGCCCUCGCUCCUUCCACCUCGCGGCAGUUCGAAAUGAAGCCGUGGUCAUUUCUGGAAGGAAACUGGCCCAGCAGAUCAAGCAUGAAGUACAGCAGGAGGUGGAAGAGUGGGUGGCCUCAGGCAAUAAACGGCCACACCUGAGCGUGAUCCUGGUUGGCGAGAAUCCUGCAAGUCACUCCUAUGUCCUCAACAAAACCAGGGCAGCUGCAGAUGUGGGAAUCAACAGUGAGACAAUUGUGAAACCGGCUUCAAUUUCAGAGGAAGAAUUGUUGAAUUUAAUCAAUAAACUGAAUAAUGAUGAUAAUGUAGAUGGCCUCCUUGUUCAGUUGCCUCUUCCAGAGCAUAUUGAUGAGAGAAAGAUCUGCAAUGCUGUUUCUCCAGACAAGGAUGUAGAUGGCUUUCAUGUAAUCAAUGUAGGGCGAAUGUGUUUGGACCAGUAUUCCAUGUUACCGGCUACCCCAUGGGGUGUGUGGGAAAUAAUUAAGCGAACUGGCAUUCCAACCCUAGGGAAGAAUGUGGUUGUGGCUGGAAGGUCAAAAAAUGUUGGAAUGCCCAUUGCAAUGUUACUGCACACAGAUGGGGCACAUGAACGUCCUGGAGGUGAUGCCACUGUUACAAUAUCUCAUCGAUACACUCCCAAAGAGCAGUUGAAGAAACAUACAAUUCUUGCAGAUAUUGUAAUAUCUGCUGCAGGCAUUCCAAAUCUGAUCACAGCAGACAUGAUCAAGGAAGGAGCAGCAGUUAUUGAUGUGGGAAUAAAUAGAGUUCAUGAUCCCGUAACUGCCAAACCCAAGUUGGUUGGAGAUGUGGAUUUUGAAGGAGUCAGACAGAAAGCUGGUUAUAUCACUCCAGUUCCUGGAGGUGUUGGCCCCAUGACAGUGGCAAUGCUAAUGAAGAAUACCAUUAUUGCCGCAAAAAAGGUGCUGAGGCUUGAAGAGCGGGAAGUGCUGAAGCUUAAAGAGCUUGGAGUAGCCAGUAAUUAACUGUUGUGUCUUCUGUGUCAUGAACAACACUCCAAGCCAGCUCAAGAAGCAAAGCAGGCCAAUAGAAAUGCAAUAUUUUUAAUUUAUUCUACUGAAAUUGUUUAAAAGGAUGCUUUGUAUUUAUUAAAAGCUUAAAUGGGUGGAUGUUUGUGCACGCACCUGUAGUACCUCGCCAGGGAGCAUUCCAGUAUUCUGCAGGGUCAUGUGAUCUAGCCAAGUGCAGCCAUUAACCUAGUGAUGAACAUGGGAGACACUGUCAUAUGAAGAAUGGACGCUUAACUUUGUCAAGCCCUCAGUUAAACAUUUGCCUUUUCUAGGAUUGCAUUUCCCAAGUGCUAUUCCAAUAAGAGUUGAUACUCAUUUUAGGUACCAAACCUUUUGAGUUCAGCUGAUCAAACCAAAGGAAAAGUGUUGCUAGAGGAAAUUAGGGGAAAGGUGAAAAAGAAAAAAAUGGUAGUAAUUGAGUAGAAAGAAAUUAAUUUAUAUAUGUAUUGAUUGGUAACCAGAUUUAUCUAACUAGAACUGAAUUUGCUAGGAAAAAAAACUACAUGUUGUUUUCCUAAGCUGUCUUUUUAAGGCUUAGUCAGUCAUUGGGAAAAUGUUUAGGAUUGUUCCUUGCUAUUAGUCCUCAUUUUAUGUUUGUUACCCUUCAGUAAGUUCUCCCAAUUUUAGUUUUCUAGGAUUGAAAGGCUUCUUUUAUACAUUAUUCAUGUGUAUUGUCAUAUUUGUUUUUUGCUAUAUACUUUAACUUCAUUGUUAAAUUUUUGAAUUGUAUAGUUUCUUUGCUAUAUUUUAAAAUCUAUUUUUGAAAAACAAACUUGGCUUGAUAAUCAUUUGGGCAGCUUAGGUAAGUUUGCAACUUACUUUUCCACCAAAGAACUGUCAGCAGCUGCCUGCUUUUCUGUGAUCCACCCUGUUGACUUUUCCAGAAAAUUUUUAAGAAUUUCAGUUAAUACUGAAUUUAAUCAGACUUUUUGAUUAAAGAUUUUCUCUUUUUUAAUAAAAUACAUCUGUCUGGUGUGGUAUCAAUUUCUGAAAUUCUGUCUUCCUAUGACUCCUAGUUGCAACCUAACCAGAGUUUUUUUUUUUCUCUAAUGUAAUCAAUGUAGAUAUUGCUAUAUUCAGUAACACUUACUUCUAUAGCCUUAAAUAGAUAUUUUUUUUUCUUUUUUAUGUAGAGAUGGGUUCUUGCUAUAUUGUCUGGGCUGAUAUUAAACUCCUGGCCUCAAGCAAUCAAUUCUCCUGCCUCAGCCUUCCAGAGGACUGGGAUUACAGGCAUGAGCCCACGGCCAGCCUAGUCCUCCAGUCUUUUUUUUUUUUUUUUUGAGACUGAGUCUCCCUCUGUUGCCCAGACUGGAAUGCAGUGGAUCUCAGCUCACGGCAAUCUCUGCCUCUCAGGUUCAAGCAAUUCUUGUGCCUCAGCCUUCCAAGUAGCUGGGAUUACAGGUGCAUGCCACCAUGCCCAGCUAAUUUUUGUGUUUUUAGUAGAGAUGGGGUUUCAUUACAUUGGCCAGGCUGGUCUCGAACUCCUGACCUCAAGUGAUCCACCUGCCUUGGCCUCCCAAAGUGCUAGGAUUAUAGAUGUGAGCCAUCACACCUGGCCAGUCCUUCAGUCUUAUAUCCUAACAGGUUGUGCCAAGCUAGGAGCUUAAUCUGUGAAAUACUUGAGGUGGGGAUAGGUUCCUUGACCAUUUUGGCCUUUGGCUUUCAUGCAAGCAGAAGUAGCUCCUGCUCUAGGCAGCUUGAAGCAGAAAGAAGAGUUGAGUUGACCUACCUUUCUUGUUCUUCUGCCAGCUGGUGUUACUCUUUUGACAGUUCUCUGGAAUUGAAAGAAGUUUAGAUAGUUUGCUGGAGAUGUUUCUGUAAGUGAAGUAUAGCUCAUGUCUAUAAGCUAUGCCUGCUUACUUACCUAGAUUGUUAAACAUGGAGCAACAUGACCAGACAGGAUUGAAUUUUAUUGAAUUACAGUUACAAGUGGGAAAAUUAUUGACUUACUGCAUGAGAAGUAUUAUGUCAACCUGUUAAAAAGCUAUGGAAGUUAAAAUGUUCAUGUAUAUACAAAAUACAAAUGACAUGUAAGGUAAAGUUACAGUGAUCAAUUUACAACAAAGAAAUUAACAAUAGUUUUCCAGCUUGUUUGAUUAAUCAAGCAGGUUUACUCUUGAAUCCGUAGCAUUUCUACAAUUUAAUUUGGACAAAGUCCCAUUCCAAAUCAGCCAGGUUUUAAAACUGAAAUGUGAAGGGUGGAUUGUUAGCUCCCCCAGGAUUUGUUGUGCGGAUGACAAGUU